Antechinus flavipes (yellow-footed antechinus) is the source of this 5117-nucleotide messenger RNA. It is a transcript of the gene ADAMTS4, whose product is annotated as ADAM metallopeptidase with thrombospondin type 1 motif 4. Gene Ontology annotation, cellular component: extracellular matrix. The transcript is spliced from 9 exons. The record is from RefSeq and is a predicted model, not a curated record. Gene Ontology annotation, molecular function: metalloendopeptidase activity. The coding region runs from base 1314 to 3818 and encodes 834 amino acids. Lineage: Eukaryota; Metazoa; Chordata; Mammalia; Dasyuromorphia; Dasyuridae. Gene Ontology annotation, biological process: proteolysis; extracellular matrix organization.
GGCACAGGAACCCUUGCCCAGGCCCAGGCUGGAUCCUCCUAGUACAAAAGGAAAAGUCAUUAACUCCUCUUGUACUGCCCUGCAUCCCCAACCCCUGCUCCAGGCAUAAUUACCCUACCUUCAAAUUUUAAAAUCCCUGGUCUGCCCACUCCUAUCCCAUCCCAUUCAUCCUCUCCACCAUCCCAAGUGGACCAUUCAGCAUCCCUACACUUAAAAUUUCCUUGCCCUCAACUCUCUGGAACUUCUCGUGUGUUCCUCCCUUCAAGUAUUUCUUUUGUUCCUCCUCCUUCAUCUAGCCACUCAUUCAUCUCCCUCAGCUCUGAGACCCAGCUCCUGGGAACAAGGGUCAUCUUUAGGGAGUCCUUCAUCCCCUCCAGGAUUAGGAAUAAGAGAUUUAAAUGAGGGGAGUAGCUCUUCUCUGGGUUUUGGUUGUUAUUUUGUUCAUACUAGAGUCAGGAGAAUUGUUAUCCCCCAAUUCUACUUUCCCCCACCCCCAGCCAGAGCUGUGAUAAACUCCCAGAAAAGGAAAGAAACAGCUGAAGAGUUUGGAGUCAAAUUUAGGAAAAGAGCUGUGUCAUCAGCUGGUCAAGUGCCAGGGAAUCUGACUGCUGGGGAUUCCCCUCCCCCUACCCCACCCCCAAUUUCCUUUGAAAACCUGGAUUUUUGGAAGUAAUGAGACACCCCAUCUGCCUUCCCACCAAAGACCUCAAGCUCCAGCCUGAGUGGCUCUGCCAGCUCAGCCAAUCCCUGCUCUUCACUGUACUUAAAGGCGCUGGCGGGGAGAGCCUGCUAAGGAGAAUCCAACUGGGAGAGGGCUGGGGAGACACCGAGAGAUAGAGACAGGGAAACGAGAGACAAAGACCCAGAGAGAGCUGGAGGGAGGCAGGGAAAUCCACACAGUCAGAAAGUAAGGCAGAAAGUCAGAGAAAGGGAGAGAGGACAGAAAGAGAUAUAGAAACAAAAGAAAGACACAGAAACAAAAGAGAGAGAGAGAGACAGGGAAGCCAAGGCAUACAGAGAUAGGAAAGGGCAGAGGGAGAACGAAGAACAAGGGGGAACCUCCGAGGAGUCAGUCCUCAGCUGAGGGGGUGUAUUUGGGGAGGUGGCUCUCAGACUUGCCUCUCAACUCUUUGGGGAGAAUUUCCUCUAUUUCUUUGGAAGCUCCCUGGUUCCUGUGCCAACCCUGCAUCCUCCUCUGGCACAGGUCAGAACCCACAGGGGAUUCCUGCUGAGAGGAUCCUCCAACAACCAGGCAGAGGGAGUAACUGGAGCCUCGAAAACCCCCACUUUCUUCUAGCUCCUGCUGCAGUGCCAUGUCCCAGGCACACACAGGUCCCAGGAGGGACUUAGGGGGAACUCAGCCCAGCCCUCUGCUUCCCACUCGAUCCCAGCCAUUUUCAAGGCUGCUACUUCUGAUGUGUCUGCUACUAGAUUUCUCCUUGUCUCUUGCCCAGCUGAUGGGUCUCUCCACUCAGGAGGAGGAGAUCGUGUUUCCCGAGAGACUCAAUGGCAGCAUCUUUCCUGGCCCCGGUUCUCAGGGGCUCCUGUUAUAUCGGCUGCCAGCCUUUGGGGAGACGCUGCUGUUGGAGCUGGAGCAGGACCCUGGUGUUCGGGUUGAGGGAUUGACUGUGCAGUACCUGGGCCAGUCCCCUUCGAUGCUAGAUGGGGCUGAAAUGGGCACAUAUCUGACGGGCACCAUCAACGGGGACCCCGAGUCUGUGGCAUCUCUGCAUUGGGAUGGGGGAGCCCUGCUGGGUGUCCUACAGUACCGGGGGACAGAGCUCCACCUUCAGCCCCUAGAAGAGGGUGCUCCCAACUCUGCUGGGGGGAAAGGGGCCCACAUCCUACGCCGAAAGAGCCCCACCAGAGACCAAGGCCCCAUGUGCAACGUUGGGGCCCCGCUUGGGAGCCCAGGCCCCAGCCCUCGAAGAGCCAAGCGCUUUGCCUCAGUAAGUCGUUUUGUGGAGACCCUGGUAGUGGCGGAUGACAAGAUGGCGGCAUUUCAUGGAGCUGGGCUGAAGAGGUACCUCCUGACUGUGAUGGCAGCCGCCGCCAAGGCUUUCCGCCACCCGAGUCUCCGGAAUCCGGUCAGCCUGGUGGUAACCCGGCUGGUCGUCCUGGGGCCCGGUGAGGAGGGGCCUCAGGUGGACCCCAGCGCGGCUCAGACCCUGCGCAGCUUCUGUACCUGGCAGCAGGGACUCAACAUUCCUGAGGACAGCCACCCUGACCAUUUCGAUACGGCCAUUCUGUUUACUCGGCAGGACCUGUGCGGUGUCUCCACGUGCGACACGCUUGGCAUGGCGGACGUGGGCACCGUGUGUGACCCAGCCAGAAGUUGUGCCAUUGUGGAAGACGACGGACUCCAGUCGGCCUUCACUGCUGCUCAUGAACUAGGCCAUGUCUUUAACAUGCUUCAUGACAACUCCAAGCCCUGCGUGAGUCUGAACGGUCCUGGGAGCUCUUCCCGCCAUGUCAUGGCCCCCGUUAUGGCACACGUGGACCCUGAGGAACCCUGGUCCCCCUGCAGCGCCCGCUUCAUCACCGACUUCCUCGACAACGGCCAUGGACACUGUCUCUUAGACAAGCCCUCAGCCCCUCUGCGCCUGCCCGUGACCUUCCCUGGCAGGGACUACGACGCCGACCGGCAAUGCCAGCUGACCUUUGGGCCUGACUCCAGACACUGUCCCCAGCUUCCCCCGCCCUGUGCCGCCCUGUGGUGCUCGGGCCGCCUCAAUGGCCACGCCAUGUGCCAAACUAAGCACUCCCCGUGGGCCGACGGCACCCCCUGUGGGCCCAGCCAGGCCUGCAUGAGCGGCCGCUGCCUCCAGAGCGCCCAGCUGCAGGACUUCAAUACCCCGCAGGCAGGGGGCUGGGGCUCCUGGGGGCCCUGGGGGGAUUGUUCCCGGACCUGUGGAGGGGGUGUCCAGUUCUCCUCCCGUGACUGCACUAGUCCUGUCCCCCGGAAUGGUGGCAAAUACUGUGAGGGCCGCCGGACGCGGUUCCGCUCCUGCCACACCCAGGACUGCCCCACAGGCACAGCCCUGACCUUCCGUGAGGAGCAAUGUGCUGCUUACAACCUCCGCUCUGAUCUUUUCAAGAACUUCCCAGGGCCCAUGGAUUGGGUCCCACGGUACAAUGGCGUGGCUCCCCAGGACCAGUGCAAGCUCACCUGCCAGGCCCGGGCCCUCGGCUACUACUAUGUCCUGGAACCCCGGGUUGUAGAUGGGACCCCCUGUUCCCUGGACAGCACAUCAGUCUGUGUUCAGGGCCGCUGCAUCCACGCUGGCUGUGACCGGAUUAUUGGCUCUAAGAAAAAGUUUGACAAGUGCAUGGAAUGUGGCGGUGACGGCUCAGGCUGCAGCAAGCAAUCCGGCUCCUUCAAGAAGUUCAGGUAUGGCUACAACGACGUGGUCACCAUCCCUUCAGGUGCUACCCACAUUCUAGUGCGGCAACAGGGGGAUUCUGGUCCCCACAGCAUUUACCUGGCACUGAAGCGCCAAGAUGGCUCCUAUGCCCUCAAUGGGGACUACACGCUGCUCCCGUCGCCAAGUGAUGUGGUUCUGCCCGGAGGUGCCAGCCUCCGCUACAGCGGGGCCACCGCAGCCUCAGAGACCCUAACAGGCCACGGACCGCUGUCCCAGCCCCUAACCUUGCAGGCCCUGGUGGUGGGCAACCCUCAGAAUCCUCGCCUCCGUUACAGCUUUUUUGUGCCCCGGCCUGCCCCGCCAGCCCCCCGCCCCACCCCGAAGGACUGGCUCCGACAGCGGGCACAAAUCCUGGAGAUUCUCCGGCGGCGCCAUUGGGUGGGCAAGAAAUAACCUCACUCUCCCAGGGGAGCAGCCCUGGGCACAGUGGGGGCACGCAAAUGACUGCAGAGAGGGGGCUCUGAGGAGCUGCCUCCUACGGGGCACAAUAGGGAAGUGGUAAUUAAGGCAGGACCUACCCUUUCCCCCAUCUUGCAGGCUGGUCCUGCCCUGGGCUACCUGACCGAGAGAGGUAGCCUGGCUACUAUGUGACUGGGGGCUAGUAAGUCCAAGAUGGAAGAGACCCUCAGUACCCACCUGUUCCCUCUCCGAAGCUGGUCAUAGGAGGUGGGGAGUUGCAGGGUGGGCCCCAAUUGUAUUUAUUUGAUAUUUAUUCAUUGGUUUGUGAAGGGUUGGCACCAAGGGACAGUAGGGAGGGAGGGUAGAAAUUUGUCCCUCUACACACAACACUUGCCCUAGCCGGGGGUCCAAGUGUUAGCGGUGACAGGUAUGAGAGGUGUGUUUGUAUUUGUGUGUGUCUGUGUGUCUGUAUGUUUGUGUGUAUUCCUGAACCACACUUCCUGUCUCCUAAAGGGGAUGACAGGAAUAUGUGGCAUGAAUUAUCAUGUUUUCUAAUAAAUUUAACUUCAUUAUUUAUUCACUGGGCGGCUCCUUUUGGGAGCUGAGGGCUACCACCCCUUCCCCUAUUAUGUCUGGCAUUCAGGGGGACUAGGACUUAAGGCUGGCAAGGUCUAGGUUUCUGGCCCCUUUCUUGCCCUCUUCUCCUCCCAGGGGACUACAAGGCCCCAGAAUCCUAGUAUUCCACGAUGCUUCCCUUUAGUUACCACUAAUUAUUACCCCAUCCUUGCUACUCCCCAGCUCCUCCUGUGGGGAAAAGCCCUGUCCUGGAUGCUGAGGAUGAAUCCAGAGGGAGCAGAAUCUGUGUAUAGAUUUAGAGUAGGAAGGGACUCAACAUUUGGUACAAAAACAUGAUGAUAAACAUAGCUUAUGGGAAAUGCCAAUUUACUCGUAAAGAUUGAUACCAACAAUACAAAGAUACACACAGGGGUUAAAAAGAAUUGACUCAGGGGAGUUGAAAGAAGGCUUCCUCAGUAAUUUAUAAGCAUGAAAUUAGAAAAACCAGCAUUCAGGAGGCAGUGGAGGAAUUAGAGAAGAAAGGAUGAAAUAGGAGUGGAGAAAUAAAUUGGCCAGGACAUAGUAAAUUCAAGAAGAUACGGAGUGAAAGAAAUGGGUUAGUAGUACUCAGACUAUGAUUCUAGGGCAGGGGUUCUUAACCUGGAAUCUGUGAACUUAUUUUGUUUUUAUUUUAAUAUUUUGAUAACUGUAUUUCAAUAUAACUGGUUUCCUUUGUAA